UGGAGGCGCGAUAUGAAAGAUUGGACUUCGUGGCACGUGCGGCAUUAAAGCUUAUUAUGAAAUUCAGCGCACGUGCUUGGUUAGACGGAAACCGAGCCGAUUUAUUGCUGGACGCGAAUCCUUGGUGCUUCACAGCAGCACCAAGGAUCGUCUUCGGGUGAUAACGCUGCGCGAAGUGGGCGGAUUUUAGGACCCGCGGGUGGAUUCCUGUUCGAAUAAUAAAAGUUGUGGGGAUCCGUUCGCUUGCCGACGCGAGACAAAAGCAGCCGGACUCCAUCAGAAAGUGCUCGUGGGUCACCCCCGCCCUCCCCGCCGGUGCCGUUCCGAACCUCUCCGCUGCGGCGGUGCAGCAACCAGACAAAGCCGAGCGUAGCGAUCCCUCCGCCUGCUUCACUCAUACAUGUAAACAGACGCAGGGAAAGGGGGCGCGCAGGCUGCCGUGUCCGUGUUUUCCGGCAGAGAGGGCGUGAAGCAUGGGACGCAGCUCCUGUCGGGAGCCGAUCCUGCCACACACCUAGAGCUCCGAAGCCCGUCGGAUCAUCCGCUGCCCAGCUCGGCUGUGAGGAGAGGCGCGGAGCAUCCUAACGGGACAUCCCUCCGGAUCCCCUCCGGUGGAGAGCUUCCAGGAUCCCGUUUGGAGGGGUUCAGCUGAGGACCGCAGGCUGGCCCAGGUCACAUUGAUGCUGCUGGGUGCUUCUUGGUACACGAUCACCCCCCUCUGGACGCCAUGGCGAUGAGCAGUGACCCGGGCUGCGAGAGGCUGGACCCCAACUCCUCCAAACAGACGAGCAGUCUCACCGACAUCAUGGCCGCCAUGACGAUGAAAGACCCCGAAGGCUCGUCUGCCAACGGCGUGAAGAACGGAAAGGCUCAGCAGGAGGGCAUUCAAGGCAAGAGGGUCCAGGUGCUGCGACCUCACCUGUCCGGCAGGAAGCUGUCCCUUCAGGAGAGGGGCACCUAUCUGUCGGCGGGGUCAGAGGGAGGUUACACACACAUCUCCCCUCGAGGGGCUCGCAGGCCCACGGUGGAGUCGAAACGGGUGUCCAUAUCAGACUCUCAGGAUUGUAUCCAGCUGAACCAGUAUAAACUGAAGAGUGAGAUUGGAAAGGGCUCCUAUGGCGUGGUCAAGCUCGCCUACAACGAAGAUGACGACAAACAUUAUGCCAUGAAGGUGUUGUCCAAGAAGAGGUUAAUGAAGCAGUGUGGUUUUCCACGUCGCCCUCCCCCAAGAGGACCCAAGGCAGCCCAAGGAGAGCAGCCUAAAGUCUUAGGACCCUUGGAAAGAGUUUACCAAGAGAUUGCCAUUCUUAAAAAACUAGACCAUGUCAACAUUGUCAAGCUGGUGGAGGUGCUUGAUGAUCCAUCGGAGGACAACCUCUACAUGGUGUUUGAGCUGAUGCGUAAGGGUCCAGUGAUGGAGGUGCCAACAGAAACUCCUUUCUCAGAGGAGCAAGCACGGCAAUACUUCAGAGACAUCAUCCUGGGCAUUGAGUACCUGCACUACCAGAAGAUCGUCCACCGGGACAUCAAGCCGUCCAACUUGUUACUAGGAGACGACGGCCAUGUGAAGAUAGCUGACUUCGGAGUGAGCAACCAGUUCGAGGGCAACGAUGCUCUGCUGUCGAGCACUGCAGGGACUCCUGCUUUUAUGGCGCCAGAGACUCUGUCAGAGAAGUGCAAGAGCUUCAGUGGGAAAGCGCUGGACGUGUGGGCCAUGGGAAUCACCCUGUACUGCUUCGUGUUUGGGAAGUGCCCAUUUAUUGACGAGUACAUAUUGGCUUUGCACAAUAAGAUAAAGACCAAGCCUGUGGAUUUUCCUGAAACACCAAACAUCUGCGAAGAGCUGCGGACGUUAAUCUUGCGGAUGCUGGACAAGAACCCGGACACCAGAAUGACCAUUCCUGAGCUCAAGAUGGACCAGUGGGUGACCCAGGGAGGCACUGACCCUCUGCCUUUGGAGGAGGAGCACUGCUCCAUGGUGGAGGUAACGGAGGAGGACAUCCAGAACUCUGUGAAGUUUGUCCCCAGCCUCUCCGCUGUGAUCUUGGUGAAAGCGAUGUUGAGGAAGCGCUCGUUCAGCAACCCCUUUGAGUGCCCGAGCAGGCGAGAGGAGAGAUCCAUGUCUGCACCUGGCAGCCUGCUCAUGGACUCGUGGCCCUUCAGGCCCUCUUUAAAACUGCACCCUUCACGCAGAAAGAGCAGCGCGGGGGACGGGCCCAGAGAAGGAGAGCUGGAGGACCUCCACGAAGACGAGCCUUUCUCUUGAGGCGCGACGGGAAGCCGAGCUUUCUGCUUUGACCACUGUGCGCUCCACGCCUUCACCCAGCUCCAAUCAGUGCCACAGUAAACCGUGUAAAUAAAUGGAUCUAUAAAUGUGAAAUAUCGCUCGCAGAUGCUAACGCUAACUUGGCUUGAUUUUAGAAAAUUCUUCAUUUUCUUCUGUUCAUUCUGGAUUUCUGAGCUCAACAGCUUACAGGUGACACCGCUGACCCAGUGAGAACAGCUUUUUUCUCACUGGGUCCACUUGGUUUGCACACUAAAGUAAAAAAAAAAAAAAAAAAAGGAAAUCUUUCUUUAUUUCCAUGCAUGCUCAUUAUCAGAUCAUCUACAGGAUCUACUCAACAGUUUCUCUCUGACUAGCAUGUUAACCAUACUGGUUCGUCUCUUCAGUGAACUACAGGGCUUCUGACUGCUGAUCAGUCUUUUUAAUUUUAGAGCCUGAUUCCUUGUUCCUGUCGCAGCCCUUUUUUUUCUCACACCGGUGCCGUCGGUAACGUUUACAAGGAAGGCAGUGUGAAAAGCCUCCGUUCUGCCUUCAUGGACCAGCUCUACAACGUCGAGCAGAAAGGACGUUGGCUUUGCUAUGCAUGCACACAUUUUGAAUGGCACUGCCCCCUGCUGUCUGACAUCAAGUGACUCCAGUGUUGGCAGGUUAGUUCACGCUUCUGCUCCUACUCUGCGAUUAUCACUGCUGUCAAACACAAUCUCUGCUUUUAAUGUAAAUAACAGAGAGGACUUUUAAAAUGCGGCAUUCUGAACGGUGGAUAGAAACGCAGACGAGAACUCCUGGAGUGUUAUCAAAACUGUAAAUAUAUGAUACAUACAUAUAUGGAAAUUUGUUUGCGUUUUUGCUCAGGAUUUUUUUUUUCCACUGGACAUUCAGUGAAGGGCAUUUUUUGUUUAACGUUAAUUAAAAAAAAAGGGAAGCAAGUCACCUUCAGGUUCAACAGUUUGUAUGCAAAUGGUUAAACGUGUGCCAGUUCAUUAAGAUUCUUUUUUGUAUUUGCUAAGAAAAAAAGAAAAACAAAAAAAUUAUCUGUACAUGCAUCACCAGAUCAUUCUGAGGUUCCGAGAAAAAUAUGUUGCUUUGUCAUUUUCAAAAACUGUUCCCUUACUGAACUGCUUGGCUGACCUUUGAAAAAAAAAAAUGUCAUAAACCAUAACAGAGAGAGAUGAGUGAAGGUCGUGAGCUUUACGGCCUCAUAAAGCGUGACAGAAGAGGAAAUGCACAGAUUUUUUCAUAAGUAAAGUUCACAGUUACUCAGAACAGUUGGCACCGACUCAGAAACCGACACUUGUAGUUUACUCAGUCUCUGCGGACUCAGCUGUACAGUAGGGAUGUCCUAAUCCAAUCCCUCGAUCGGCUCUGAGUACCAAUCUAUUUUUAUAACACCUGCAUCAGUCCCAAACUAAAAUAAACCCCCAACAGCUGUCGGAGUCUUAUGCUGCAGCCCAAUGAAACGAGCAGCUGCAAUUUGCAAACCCAGUUUUUAAAGUUUUAUUUUAGUGCGAAAGGCUUGUGGGAAAAAAAACCCUUGUUCUAUACUUUGGGUGACAGAAAAAUGUCUUGCCUGGCCACCCCAUUGAUACACCGCUCAGGCAUGUGUAAGAGAUACUACAGAGCAAUCGUCUUUAAUCAAGACAUAAAUGUAAAACCCAAUAACUAAUAAAUAUGAAUAUAAAAUUAUAAAGAAAUUAUAGCCGUUUGUCUGAAGCUAAUCUGUUCACUUCAAAAACCCCUUGUUCUAUACUUUAAACAUUACUUUGUUCAUCUAAAAAAAAUCAGGGUAUUCUGUAACAAUUAAGUAUUUUUCACUCUAUCUUAACUUAUGCCAUGAAAGAGAGACUGUAAUGUUUGUUGGGGUUUCCUUUGUGUUUCAGUCAUGACCCGCCCCGUCCUCAGGAGAGAGAGCAGCACAAAAAGCAGCUGAAACACCAGUUAUUAAAUUUUUUGACAUUAAAAAAAUAGGUUUAUAAAGCAGGAGAACUGUUUCUCAAAGUUUUGGCUGUAGAUAUUUAACCAGAAAAGCAUUGAAAUAUGUUACUAGACAAAUCAUAUCAAGCAUGCUAGCGUUAGCCUUGCUCUUGAGCUAAUUGCUCCACAGGGCAGCACCGUCAGCACGAGCAAGAUGCAUUUGAGUCGGAUACGUUUCUUAGUAACAAAUGAUAAAUAUUUACACAUAUUAGGUGAUUCUUUGUCAGAUGAUUUUAGUAGCCCUUCGGAACCAAGCUAAGCUCGCCGGAGCAGCAUAUUGAGACUGGGAUAGUAUUUCAGUCGCUGUGAGUUAAAACCGAUUCACUGUCAAUUUUUAAAUGACUCAUCAGUUUCUGGGACAAAAGAUCCAUAUCGAGACAUCCCUCUUGCAUCGUUUGGGUAUUUCUUUCAUUUCACUGGACAGAUUUCAAGCAAUUCCGUAUAAGAAUAAAACUCUUUCCAGGCCAGAACCAUCUAAUAUCCAGUGCAGCCCUUCGCGUUCCUCCAUCUUGACCUCAGAAAUCUGCAUUAAUGAAAACAGAGGACACACACUGUAAGUGAUUUCUGUACUUUUAUGCUCAAGGGUUUACACAGAUUUUAAAGACACUCCAUUUUAUCACAAAGCGGGUAAUGGAGAAUGUAUAAUGUGUUUGCAGUUUUGACCUUUAAUUUGAGUUUGUGUGUCUGCUUGCAGGGUGUCCUCUAUAGAAGGGCUCUUGAAACCAAAAAGUGUGACCAGCUGUGAUGUAUUUGCUUGUAUUUAUUUGCUUUUAAGAUUCACAUCAUUCUUUUAUAUUUUGUACAUUUCUCUAAAUCUGCAGUAGUAUGUUUCUAUGCAGACUGCUGUGAAAUUGUCCACACAUUUUUGACUUGUUGCACUGCCAGAGAUCACUCAUGUUGCUUUCUCUUGAAUCUAUAUUUUAGUAGAACGGAAACACAGCUCACAUUGAAACGAAAUGAUUGCACUUUGAAACACACAGCUUCGUCUACAGGCUGCCAUUUUAUACAGUUGCCAUUAUGUACAGUUUCCGAGCUGAUGGUUCACCUGUAAAAGACCAUAUUUACUGUGCUUUUUUCUGCGAUCAGUCUGCAUGUCGCAAUUAUGUCAUCUACUGUUUGAGAAAAUUUGGCAAACUGCUUUUUCUUUGUGUCAAAACAACGUAGAGCAAAAACACUGCAUUUUAACUGCUGUUUUUAAUGUGUAUGUUCAUAUUAGGGAAAAAGGUGAAUGUUGUAAAACAAGGGCAAACUUUUAUUUAUUUAUUUUUUUGUCUUUCCUGCUGAAAUGCCAAUUAAAACAUAGAGCAGGGUGCAGAGUACAGGAGCAGCCAGAGGGGGCAGCAUUGAGUUUGGGAUCUUCUUCUGUGAUUGAAUCCAAAUACAGCAUUUUUUUAACAUGA
Molecule: messenger RNA, 5655 nt
Organism: Xiphophorus maculatus (southern platyfish)
Lineage: Eukaryota; Metazoa; Chordata; Actinopteri; Cyprinodontiformes; Poeciliidae
Gene: camkk1a
Product: calcium/calmodulin dependent protein kinase kinase 1
Exons: 17
Coding region: 728-2266 (512 amino acids)
Biological process (GO): activation of protein kinase activity; protein phosphorylation; CAMKK-AMPK signaling cascade
Molecular function (GO): ATP binding; protein kinase activity
Source: RefSeq, a predicted model, not a curated record